AUGAGGAGUGAAGUUGUUUUGCCGGGUGACGUCGUUAAUCUCGAUAAGAACGACGCAUCUGCCACUCAAGUAAUUGUUGGCUGUGGGUUUGAUCAUUGUUUUAAUGAAGAAGGCGAUCAAUUGUUAGUGGUACAACCAGGUCUUAAAAUAUGUGCUAAUGGAAAGCAAUGGAUACUUACUCACUCUCGAAGGUACAUACCAUGUAAUGGUGAUCGAGUGCUAGGUGUGGUCACGUCUACACAUGGAGAUGCGAUAAAGGUUGAUAUUGGUUCAGCUGAUCAAGCUUUUCUCAAUUUCCUCUCUUUUGAAGGUGCAACAAAAAGUAAUCGGCCGAAUUUGAAAGUAGGCGAUUUAUUAUUUGCGUCGAUUAAGUUUGCUUCAAAACAUCUCGAACCUGAGCUGACUUGCGUCGAUGAUGAUGGUCGAGCUCGUGGUUUAGGUGUAUUACCCACUUCUGGUUUUACUUUUAAUACAAGUCUUAAUCUUGUUCGGCGCUUGUUGUCUCCCACUUCUAAAUUAUUAUCUUUAAUUGGCAGAGAUCUUAAAUUUGAAAUUACUUGUGGAUUGAAUGGGCGUAUAUGGAUCAAUGGACAAAAUACGAAGGAAAUUAUCGCUAUUUAUCAUAUGAUUCAAGAAUCGGAAUCAGUUGCUGAGCCAGAUAUUCCACGUUUUAUUGAAAGGAAAAUGCGACUACUUCAGGGUUUCCCUGUUGAGGAUACUGUUGUUACACCCAUGAAUAUUGAUCCUUGA
Dracunculus medinensis (Guinea worm) is the source of this 750-nucleotide messenger RNA. The record is from the annotation of a GenBank genome assembly. NCBI's taxonomy places the organism in Eukaryota, Metazoa, Nematoda, Chromadorea, Rhabditida, Dracunculidae.